AUGAUACCAUAUAAAGGCGCGAAAUCCAUCAUUUUGGUAGGUGCACUAAUGGAGGUGACGAACCUCUGCAAACAGUUGAUUUCACUUGCAAUCCAAAGAUGUCGAUUAUCCGGAGAUCCAUGUCGACUAUCUGUGUUCGUCAGACGAAUCACGAAUUCCGAUUCACUACUCACUCAAAUCUCAAUUUCUGAUACUGGAGCUGGAAGUUGCUUGAAGGAAUUCCAGGACUUGAAAUUAGGCUAUAAUGGGUUUUCCCAGUGGGAUGGUAUGCUUUCAGUCACAACCACGAGCCUUGGUGAUUUUGAGCUUUACCAUUACAAGGUAAACCUAAAAGAACACGCUCCUAACAGAAAGCUAAUUAAGCUCCCUUCAAGCCCAAAGAAAAAUGCCAUUUUCAGUGGAACUGAAGUGUUUGUGACUUCUGCUGAGGAGAUGGAAGUAAUAUUGCAAGAUAUGACUUACUUUCUCAGAAAGAUGGUUAUUUUGAAGAUAAAUAACAUAGCAAUUGAGCUGGUGGCUGAAUCACAUGAUGAAGAUGGAUUACAACACGAAAAUGCUGUUCUGGCUACUGAGUUGACAUCACCUGAUUCAGAAUCAUCAAAUGUACUACAGCUAGUAUCCGGGCUUGAGGACUAUGUUUGUAAACAUAGAAAAUUAAGUGAAAAGUGUCUGUCUUGCUUUUCGAGCAGGGACAACCUGAAGGUGGGUAAUGGACAGGCAUGCCGACAGACGCAUGGUAAUGAUGUAUUUUCUGUGGAAGUUGUAAUUUUAAUCAGUGAAAUUGAGCUAUUGGAUUCAUCAGAUCCAUCAUGUUUGAAGGCUUUUGAGCCAAAAACAGAGGUUAUAUAUUUCAGAGACUUCUCGCCAUGUUCAAUCCAUCAGUCAGCUUCCAAAGCAUUAAGAAGCAUCAAGUGGAAUAACUAUGGACUGACUCCUAGAAGUAUUGCAGAUGAAGAGAACUCUCUAUUACUUGAAUGGGAGAACUUGCCACCAUAUACUCAUAUCGAUAUUGCCCUUCAUUGUUAUAAUAAGCAAUAUCCAUUACAAGCAAUAUAUGCAAAAGUACCACCAUUAAGGCAAGGAACUCAACUCGAGACAAAGCUUGUGAAGGAAGCCAUUAGUCUUGCGCUGGAUGAUUUGAAGGAAAGGUAUACUGGAGCUCUUCUUAGUGACCAUGCUCUCAAGAUCCACAAUCAUGCUCCUGAUCUUGCAAGGAGCAUUGCUGGCUUGAUUCUUUCCUCAGAUGACACCAACUUUCAAAGUGAAUGUUUCAGUCUCCUUGGCAUGCAUCUGGACAACAUUGAAGAAGAAGCCAUAGAGAAAUGCAUAAAAGACAAGAUUAUGUCUGCCAUUGACACGAAUGACAGGAAGCCACCAAACUUGAGAUGCAGAGCAGCUGCACCAUUUCUUUUCGGAGAUGAUCAUCUCCAAGAACCAGAGUACAUGGAUGAAUAUGAUGAAGGUGAGGAAGAUGGCUGCAAUUUGAUGGAUUUCUAAUUAUCUAUGGUAUUUUAUAACCUUUCAAAUCUAUUAUUGUCUAGGAUUCUCAGUAAUUUAGGUUAUGUUGCAGCUUUUAAACAACAACAGAAUUAGGUACUAUGCUUAAAGAAGUCUUUUAUCUUUGUUUAGAUUAGAUGAAAUACAAGUAAGAUGUCUGUGUGGUGUGAUAUGCAACACAUUUCAUACAUUCAACGUAUAGUAUGUAAUGCAAGUAGAUAUGUAAGCUACCUGUACAGGUGUGCGUUUCAGAACUGCAAA
Messenger RNA from Chenopodium quinoa (quinoa), 1758 nucleotides. Its product is annotated as type 2 DNA topoisomerase 6 subunit B-like. NCBI's taxonomy places the organism in Eukaryota, Viridiplantae, Streptophyta, Magnoliopsida, Caryophyllales, Amaranthaceae. Gene Ontology annotation, cellular component: condensed chromosome. The transcript is spliced from 13 exons. Gene Ontology annotation, biological process: reciprocal meiotic recombination; meiotic DNA double-strand break formation. Gene Ontology annotation, molecular function: protein-macromolecule adaptor activity. The coding region runs from base 1 to 1497 and encodes 498 amino acids. The record is from RefSeq and is a predicted model, not a curated record.